Messenger RNA from Teleopsis dalmanni, 697 nucleotides. RefSeq names its product protein chibby homolog 1 (gene Cby). The record is from RefSeq and is a predicted model, not a curated record. NCBI's taxonomy places the organism in Eukaryota, Metazoa, Arthropoda, Insecta, Diptera, Diopsidae. The transcript has a single exon. Bases 257 to 580 code for a protein of 107 amino acids.
UCAUUAUGUAUACCAUACAAAAUCUAAGGUUUGGUUUACACUAAACUGUUUUCAACCCUUAACCUUAAUUUAUUGAAAAUAGUUAGGAGAACCUUGUGUUUUAUGUUGGGCCAGUCAUGGUUGCUAUGGCAGUUUUGUUAAAUCACAAUUUCAAUUUAUUAUUCAUGUUUAUUUUUUGUAUAGUUAACAGUUUUGUUAUAAAAAUCAUAAGUUAAUUUAGUAAUAUUGAUGUUAUUCAAUACAGCUUCGGCUCAAAAUGCCACUUUUCAAUAAGAAAUUCGACAAAGUCGUUACUCCGCGCACAGGACGUUUAAAUAUUGGUGUUCCUCCUAUGGUGGAAAAUUUUGAUAAUUACAAAAAUAUUUCAUUGAAUUUGGGCAGUAAAGAGCUUCGUUUCGUGGAUGGCAUUUGGAUACAAUCAACACGUAAAAGUGAUGUGGAUGAUGUGUUACGACUUAAUCGACGAGUUAAGCAAUUAGAGGAUGAAAACAAUACCGCCAAUUUAAAAAUUGAAGUGUUACUGGAUCUACUGGCAGAGAAUACUACAGAAUUAAAUUCGAUGAAAGGAAAGCAAAAAUAGGUGCUUAUUAUAAGAAGAUACAAAUACCAUAUAUCAUAUAACAAAAUCUAUUUAAUGUUCAACAAAUUAGUUGUUUGUUGGUGAUUUAUUUCACACAAAGACUAAUUUAAUUCACAA